AUGGCAGUAACAAUUUGUCAAGUGAUGGGCUUUGUUCUGGGGACUUUGGGGAUGGCUGCAGCCAUUGCAGCCACAGCAAUGGACCAAUGGAGCACAGAAGACCUCUUUGACAAUCCUGUGACAUCGGUCUACAGCUACUGGGGCCUAUGGAGGUCAUGCGUCAGACAGAGUUCAGGCUUUACAGAAUGCCGCCCAUACUUUACCAUUCUUGGUCUGCCAGGUCUCUUCCAAGCUGUGAGAGCAUUGAUGAUAGUUGGAAUUGUUAUUGGUGCAAUUGCUGUCCUUAUUGCCAUUUUCGCUCUGAAGUGUAUUAAAAUGGGUAGUAUGGAAGACAACAUGAAGGCCAAUAUGACCUUAACAUCUGGAAUCAUGCUAAUCCUCGCAGGAAUUUGUGUAGUUGCUGGAGCGUCUAUAUUUGCAAAUUUUGUUGUGAGCUCCUUCAUGAUGACCACCUUUAGCACCACUGAAUUUGGAGGAAUGGGCUCAAUGGCGGGAAUGGGCAUUGGAUCAAUUGGAGGACCACUUACUCCCAGGUACACAUUUGGGGCUGCCCUCUUUGUUGGUUGGGUAGGUGGGGGUGUAUUGGCAGUGGGUGGGAUCAUGAUGUGUGUUGCCUGCAAGGGACUGCAGCCAGAAAAAACUCGCUUUAACACAGUACCUUAUAAAGCUCCUUCACACUACACAAUGUACAAGUCUGAGGACAGGCAAAGACCCGUUGCCAGCGAUUACAAAGUUCGAAGCGAAGACGGCAGAAGAUCCAACCAAAGAUUUGACUAUGUUUAA
Scleropages formosus (Asian bonytongue) is the source of this 783-nucleotide messenger RNA. Its product is annotated as claudin-18-like. Bases 1 to 783 code for a protein of 260 amino acids. NCBI's taxonomy places the organism in Eukaryota, Metazoa, Chordata, Actinopteri, Osteoglossiformes, Osteoglossidae. The record is from RefSeq and is a predicted model, not a curated record. Gene Ontology annotation, cellular component: membrane; bicellular tight junction. Gene Ontology annotation, molecular function: structural molecule activity. The transcript is spliced from 5 exons.